Chroicocephalus ridibundus (black-headed gull) is the source of this 642-nucleotide messenger RNA. It is a transcript of the gene FOXI2, whose product is annotated as forkhead box I2. Gene Ontology annotation, biological process: anatomical structure morphogenesis; cell differentiation; regulation of transcription by RNA polymerase II. Gene Ontology annotation, molecular function: DNA-binding transcription factor activity, RNA polymerase II-specific; RNA polymerase II cis-regulatory region sequence-specific DNA binding. The transcript is spliced from 2 exons. Bases 1 to 642 code for a protein of 213 amino acids. The record is from RefSeq and is a predicted model, not a curated record. NCBI's taxonomy places the organism in Eukaryota, Metazoa, Chordata, Aves, Charadriiformes, Laridae.
AUGCACGCCUUCGGGCCGCCCCCCCCCGCCCGGGAGAUGCUGGAGGUGGCCGUGUGUCCCGGCAUCUACCCGCCGGCUCGCCCCCGGCCCCCCCACCCCGCCGCCAACCCCUACCUGUGGCUCGGCGGCCCCGCCGCCCCCUGCCCGCCCGCCGGCCCCUUCCCUCCGCCGAGCUCCGCGGGCGCGGAGAGGGGCUGGCCGCCGCUGUCCCCCCCGCAGGAGUGUCCCCGCCCGGCCCGGCCACCUUAUUCUUACUCGGCGCUGAUCGCCAUGGCCAUCCACAGCGCGCCGGGCCGGCGGCGGACCCUCAGCCAGAUCUACCAGUACGUGGCCGAAAACUUCCCUUUUUACAAGAAAAGCAAAGCGGGCUGGCAGAACUCCAUCCGCCACAACCUCUCCCUCAACGACUGCUUCAAGAAGGUGCCGCGGGACGAGGACGACCCGGGCAAAGGCAACUACUGGACCCUCGACCCCAACUGCGAGAAAAUGUUCGAUAACGGCAAUUUUAGGAGGAGGAGGAAGAGACGGGCCGAAUCCGGCGCGCCCGAGGGGGCCGGGGGGAGCGGCGGGGGCCCCGGCGUGACCGCAGCUCCCCGGGCCCACCGAGAUGCGCUAACCCACGAGAGAGGCAUAUUUUUGUAA